AUGCUUCGACAAAUCCUUUCAGCUGCGACCCUAGUUGCUGUCGUAACCGCGCAAAAUGAAGGCAUCAUUGAGACUCUUAACACCGUGCCAGAACUGUCCGAUCUCGUGACCUAUUUGGACAAGUAUCCAGGCCUCACCACAUGGCUCCAAGGACUAUCCGAUAUCACAUUCCUCGCGCCAAGCAAUGAUGCUUUCGCCGCACUGGCCGACUCAUCAGCCGUCCCAAGUGUACCGGUCGACGAGAUCGACGCAGAGGCACUGCUAAGUUACCACGUGCUAGAUGGGACCUUCUACGGUUUCGGCUACGACGAGUACAUCCAUCUUCCAACGGCUAUGCUGCCCCAUGCAGAUGCCAACGAAUCAAUGGUCACUGGCGGCAGCAUGGUCAUCGCCAGAGGCUCAUCCUGGUCCAGUGCCGUAACAUUCACUUCGGGAGACCUGGAGACGUCAGAGAGCGAUGGCGUCCCCUUGAACUUCACGGGCGGUGUCAUCUAUACCAUCGACUCCUUCCUGACUCUUCCCCAGACGUUCCAGCAGACGGCUGAGGAACAGGACAUGCUUGGAGCGCAGCCUUUUGCCGAUGCGGUGAUCACGGUCCCUGGCACCUUGGAGAACGUGACUAUAGAUGACUUAUCCGGAGUCACCAUCUUCUUACCGAUGAACUACUCUUUGCAGGAGGUCGGCAAUGUCAUUGAGAAUAUGACCAAGUCAGAAUUCGAUCGGUUGGUCGCAUAUCACAUCAUCGACGAGGUCUUGGAGAUUAAUCCGGAUUCGCCUCCCACCGGAUACUACUCCACGUACGAAGGCACCGGCGUGACCAUCUUCAGCUCCAACGACUUUGUGUUCAUCAACAAUGCUCGAAUUGUCGGCUCGCCGAAUUGGAUCUUCAAGGGAGGCAUGAUCUACACGAUCUAUGGAGUUCUCAACCCGCGCAACGUCUCAAUUGAUGCCGACGCAAGUGACGCCGAAAUCGCCUUUGCCGGCGCGACAUACACGCCCGACUUUACCUUCCCGACCUCGGACUCCGGCUCGACACCCAAGGGCAGCUCGCCUUCGGCAAUCUCGAGCGCCAGUUCCAGCGGCCUGUCUACCGGAGCGAAAGCAGGCAUCGGCGUGGCUCUAGCAGCUCUUCUGGCCGUCCUCAUCGGAGUCUGCUUCUUCAUGCACCGGAGACGGCGGAACAAGCGCGAACUCGGUCUCGACACGACUAACACAAAGUAUCAAUACCCAAUGAGUUACCCUUUGAAAGACCUGGGGGUGUCGAUUUCUCACGAGGAACUGGUCGCCAAUGCGGCAAAACCUGCGCUCGGGCCUAUCAAGGAGUUUACCCCAAGUGCGAGCGUGCAUUCGCUUGGUCAAGCAGUCAAAGAGACUUCGAUCUGA
Molecule: messenger RNA, 1383 nt
Organism: Cladophialophora carrionii CBS 160.54
Lineage: Eukaryota; Fungi; Ascomycota; Eurotiomycetes; Chaetothyriales; Herpotrichiellaceae
Exons: 2
Coding region: 1-1383 (460 amino acids)
Source: RefSeq, a predicted model, not a curated record